This is a messenger RNA of Varanus komodoensis (Komodo dragon), 2058 nucleotides long. RefSeq names its product negative elongation factor complex member B (gene NELFB). The transcript is spliced from 13 exons. NCBI's taxonomy places the organism in Eukaryota, Metazoa, Chordata, Lepidosauria, Squamata, Varanidae. Gene Ontology annotation, biological process: negative regulation of transcription elongation by RNA polymerase II. Gene Ontology annotation, cellular component: NELF complex; nucleus. The record is from RefSeq and is a predicted model, not a curated record. Bases 66 to 1799 code for a protein of 577 amino acids.
CGCUUUCAGGAACGGACGCCGGCCGUUGGGAGCCGUCGGGACCCCGAGGCGGGGGGCGUCGUGCCAUGUUCGCCGGGCUGCAGGAGCUCGGGGUGGCCAACGGGGAAGACUUGAAGGAGACGCUGACGAACUGCACGGAGCCGCUGAAGGCCAUCGAGCAGUUCCAGACAGAAAAUGGGAUCCUGCUGCCUUCUCUCCAGUCUGCUCUGCCAUUCCUGGACCUGCAUGGCACCCCCCGGCUUGAGUUCCACCAGUCGGUGUUUGAUGAGCUGAGAGAGAAACUGCUGGAGAGGGUCUCCGCCAUUGCCUCCGAAGGGAAGGCUGAAGAAAGGUACAAAAAGCUGGAAGAUCUGCUGGAGAAGAGCUUCCCCUUAGUCAAGAUGCCAUCCAUACAGCCCGUGGUGAUGUGUGUCAUGAAACACCUGCCCAAGGUUCCUGAAAAGAAGCUGAAGCUGGUGAUGGCUGACAAAGAUCUCUACAAAGCCUGUGCCAUGGAGGUGAAGCGUCAGAUCUGGCAGGAUAACCAGGCCCUGUUUGGAGAUGAGGUGUCUCCACUGCUGAAGCAGUACAUCCUGGAGAAAGAGAAUGCGCUCUUCAGCAGCGAUCUCUCUGUCCUGCACAACUUCUUCAGUCCUUCUCCCAAAAUGAGGCGCCAGGGAGAGGUGGUUCUGAAGCUCACCCAGAUGAUCGGGAAGAACAUCAAGCUCUACGACAUGGUGCUGCAGUUCCUGCGGACCCUGUUCCUGCGGACCCGCAACGUUCACUACUGCACGCUGCGGGCGGAGCUCCUGAUGUCCCUGCACGACCUCGACAUCAGCGAGAUCUGUGCAGUCGACCCCUGCCACAAGUUCACCUGGUGCCUGGAUGCCUGCAUUCGGGAGAAGUUUGUGGACAAUAAGCGGGCGCGGGAGCUGCAGGGCUUCCUCGAUGGCGUCAAGAAGGGGCAAGAGCAAGUCCUGGGGGAUUUAUCCAUGAUCCUGUGCGACCCCUUUGCUGUCAACACCUUGGCGCUGAGCACCAUCCGCCACUUGCAGGAGCUGGUCGGGCAGGAUCUGUUGCCCAGGGAAAGCCCAGACCUCCUGCUUCUGCUGAGGAUGCUGUCCCUGGGCCAGGGAGCUUGGGACAUGAUUGACAGCCAGAUCUUCAAGGAGCCCAAAAUGGAAGUGGACUUGAUCACCAAGUUCCUACCCAUGCUGAUGUCCUUCGUGGUAGAUGACCAUACAUACACCGUCGAUCAGAAGCUGCCUUCCGAGGACAAGGGCCCAGCACCUUACCCAGCUGCCAUCCCUGAAACAUUUCCUAAGUUCCUGCAGGAGCACCGGAUUGCCUGUGAGAUCGGGCUCUACUACAUGCUCCACCUCACCAAGCAGCGGAACAAGAGCGCCUUCCUCCGGCUCCUCCCGGCCCUGGUGGAGACCUUCAACGACAUGGCCUUCGGCGACAUUUUCCUGCACCUGCUCACCAGCAACCUCACACUCCUGGCCGACGAAUUUGCGCAGGAGGAGUUCUGUGCCGCCCUUUUCGACGACUUCUUCCUCACUGCCUACGCAAGGAAGGAGAACGUGCACCGGCAUGCGCUGCGGCUGCUGCUCCACCUGCACCACAAAGUGGCCCCCGGGAAGCUGGAGUCGCUGCAGAAGUCUCUAGAGCCCACCAAGCAGAGCGGCGAAGCCGUGAAGGAGCUCUACAGCCAACUUGGGGACAAACUGGAACUCCGCAAGACCAGCCCGGCCCAGGUGGCCGAUGCCCAGGCCAUGGACUUGCCCCUCCCGACAGUGUCCCCACUGGCCUCGCUCUAGGCCGGGCUCCCCGGUCUUACGGAAGGGUGAAACUGUUUCCUUUGCCGAGCGACAGUGUCCUCAGGAUACGGCUGGGUCGGCCGCCUUGGCCACCUGGGGAACGCGGCUCAGCCUGCCUGGGCCCUUCAUCCCAUCCCGCCUGUCUCCACGGAAGACAACUCUGCCGACAACGUUGUUUUCUGGGGUGUGUUGUGGAAACUUUUCGGCCAGCCAAGGUGGGGAGGAAGAACAUCAAGAUAAAAUUUUUUCUAAAACAUCA